Molecule: messenger RNA, 1977 nt
Organism: Sebastes umbrosus (honeycomb rockfish)
Lineage: Eukaryota; Metazoa; Chordata; Actinopteri; Perciformes; Sebastidae
Product: nuclear factor 7, brain-like
Exons: 3
Coding region: 347-1735 (462 amino acids)
Molecular function (GO): protein binding; zinc ion binding
Source: RefSeq, a predicted model, not a curated record
CUGGUACCGUGACAUCCCUGCUGCACACUAUCAGUCUACAUAUCCUACAAUGAAUCAGGACUUUAGAUGAGACACUCCUCUGUGUGCAGCAACAUUCAGCAGAGGAGAUCUGACUAAAGCUCCACCCUCACCAGACUCACCCGAGACAAACCAGGAAACAGUUUGUUAUUCUUCCUCAUUAAAGAGAGUCACACAGACUGAAAACCAGACGAUCAGAUUCACCUUCAGAACAAAUUAACAACUUCAUCUGAGUGAGUUCAUCUACAGGAGAGAAAAGUGGAAAACUACAACACUGCUGCUUCAACCUGCUGACGCUCCACACACUGAAGCUUCACUCAGAGACAAAAUGGCUUCCAGAUCAGAGGAGGAUCUCUGCUGUCCGGUCUGUCAUGACGUCUUUAGAGAUCCUGUUGUCCUGUCAUGUAGCCACAGCUUCUGUAAAGACUGUCUGAAGAGCUGGUGGAGAGAGAAACACACAUGUGAGUGUCCAAUUUGUAAGAGAAGAUCUUCAAAGGCAGAACCACCUCGUAACCGGGUGUUAAAGAACCUGUGUGAGGCCUUCUUACAGGAGAGAGAUCAGAGAGCUUCAGAGGCUCUCUGCAGUCUGCACUCUGAGAAACUCAAACUCUUCUGUCUGGACCAUCAGCAGCCAGUGUGUCACAUCUGCAGAGAUUCAGAAAAACACACCAACCACAGUUUCAGACCCAUCGAUGAAGCUGCACGACAACACAAGAAGGAACUUCAGGAAACUCUGGAGCCCUUAAAGGAGAAGUUCAAGGUUUUUGAACAAGUUAAAGUGAAGUCUGAUCAAACAGCAAAACACAUGAAGGUCCAGGCCCGACGCACAGAGAGGAAGAUUAAGGAGCAGUUUAAGAAGCUUCACCAGUUUCUAGAAGAGGAAGAGGAGGCCAGGAUCUCUGCUCUGAGGGAGGAAGAGGAGCAGAAGAGUCAGAUGAUGAAGGAGAAGAUGGAGGCUCUGAGCAGAGAGAUAGCAGCUCUUUCAGACACCGUCAGAGCCACAGAGGAGGAGCUGAGAGCUGAAGACGUCUCAUUCCUGCACAACUACAAGGCUGCAGUGGAAAGAGUCCAGCAGCGCCCCCUGCUGGAGGAUCCACAGCUGCUCUCAGGAGCUCUGAUAGAUGAGGCCAAACACCUGGGCAACCUGACCUUCAACAUCUGGAACAAGAUGAAGGAGAUGGUCUCCUACACUCCUCUGAUUCUGGAUCCAAACACUGCUUAUCCAGAACUCAUCCUGUCUGAAGAUCUGACCAGUGUGAGAGGAGGAAAGAAACAGCAGCUUCCUGAUAAUCCAGAGAGGUUUGAUGCAGCCUGGUCUGUCCUGGGCUCUGAGGGCUUUAACUCUGGGACUCACAGCUGGGAUGUCGAGGUUGGAGACAGUACAUGCUGGUUACUGGGUGUGUCAGCAGAGUCUGUCCAGAGGAAGGGACUCAUGCAGUCUGGAUUAUGGAGAAUACAGUUCUAUGAAGGUAAAUACUCAGCACGGUCACUACCAGAUCCCCCCAUUGAUCUUGUAGUCCAGAAGGAGUUCAAGAGGAUCAGAGUGAAUCUGGACUGGAACAGAGGAAAGCUGUCAUUCUCUGAUCCUGAUACUAACACACACAUACACACCAUCACACGCGCUUUCACUGAGAAGCUGUUUCCAUACAUUGGCACUGGGGAUGAAGUGAAUAUGUCACCACUGAAGGUCUGUGGGACAGUGGAACAGAGCAGUUAAAGAUAAAGAGCAUGAUCAUUUCUAUAAACUCGAAAAAAAAGAUUAUUAUUAUUAAGGAUUAUUUCUCUGUUGUUACAAUGCUAAUUGGCAUGCAUUUGUGGGAUGAACAGCACAGCUGAUUAUGUUGGUAGCGCCCAAGUAAAAUGUGCCCAAAUUCUCUGCCAAUGCUAAACGUAUUCUCCUGUUGGUAUUGACUCUUGUUGUGAGUGGGACCCUACACCCUCCGGCUAUCCGCAGUAGAA